UGGAGACUGUGUCCGCCAACGUGCAGAUACAGUAAAAAAUUGAACAUUGUUUACCACAUUGCGCUUUUAGUUGUUUUAUUGCGGGUUUUUUAGUUUUCCAUGCGAUGUCAGAGUUGGCGUGCUGUCCAUAAAGGCUCUUUAUCGGAGUGCUGGCAGUCAUUGUGUUUUGCCGAUAUAUACGCGAGCGGAAUAGUGUCCGCCAUACAAUCCUGCAGCUGCGCGCUUUUUGAUAUGUGAGUGUCUUCGGGAUUCAAGUACACUACAGCAGCAGGUCGGGGUACCUGGACAUAAGCCAUGAGUAGCAGAAAAGAUGAUGAUAACCUCCUGAGAAUGACAAAGGAUGACCUGCUGCGCUGGAUCCAGGCAGAGGUGGACCAAAACCCUCAUCUGAUGCAGAGACGCGAACAACUGGCGCAGGUAGAGGACUGGGUGAAGCAGAAGGAGGGGGAAGCCACUUACACCCGCCUUCUGUACAGCAAUGCUUGCGAGUCGGUCCUUGAGUGCGAGUCCGUGAUGAAGGGUCUUUAUGGAAUGAUGGGACUCGAAUACCGAGAUGAAGAUUCGGAGGACGAAGGAGGGGGAAUACCACUGGACAUCCUUCAGGUUACAGAUGAAGUGGAGGAUAAGCAGAAAAAUAGUGUGCUAAAUGGAGAUGAUGACGAUAUCAUUGUCAUUGAUCUGGGAGCCACCAAAGAAAACUUGGAACCAAUGCUUGAAAAGGUGACUGUGGCCUAUCAGAAGUCCUCCAGACUCAUUCAGGAUUUAGUCCAGAUGGUAAACAAAACUUCCUCCGUGAGUUCUGCAUCACCGUCAUCAUCUGACGUCUCUAACAGACCCUCGUCAGCUUCGACCCCUGAGACCAGCUGUUCUGAAUUGGUCGCACCAAAGCUGGAAAUACAGGAAAACCCAAUUGGGAUCGUAAGGAAUGAAUCUCUACCGAAAGCACCUGAAAUGUCCUCGCUUCUCAGCAAUUCGGAACAAUACAAACCUGUUGCUGGUUAUAAGUCAGAUUCUAAACCAACAAUUAAGACUGAACCACAACUGACAGCAAUAACUCCUUGGGAAAUGAACAUUUCAAAAGAUCAUGAAACGUCUGCUGCUCUUAACUCUCCAUCCUUAAAUUUAAUUAAGACUGAACCUCAGUCGACAGCAGUGAGCCCUUCAGAAACACCGGAAACCUUUGCCAGUCCUCACUUUGGAUCCAUCACAACAGUAAAGACCGAGCCUCAUGUGACGUUAAUAAAGUCAGAUAUGACUUCACCUCCAGGCACUUCAAAGCCUUUCCGAAUUGAAUGCAUUGCAUCUAUUAAGACUGAACCUCUGCUGAGAGCAUUGACUCCUCAGAUGUCUUUGCUUGAAAGAGAUUCAGAAAAGUCAAGCAACCUUCAUUCAGAUCACGAAGCAACAAGUAACACUACACUAGCUUUUCCUGAAAUCCUGAGAACUAAAUCAGCAUCAAUGGAGACUGAUCCUCAAGUGCCACUAGUGACCUGUUCAGAAAUGUCUUCGUCUUCAAGCUAUUCAGAACAAAUGGAAAUCGAUGCCUGUGACUAUAUAACAAACAGAGAAACGAACCUGACUGAGCCCGAGUUGAAGACAGAAGUGGCAUCACUGUUGAGCAGUUGUGAAGAAGCCGAAACUAAUGCCAGCCGCGAUUCCUCAGAUAAGACUGAAAAGUUAAAAACAAGGGGCAAAUCUGUAACAAAGAGCGGUUCAAAGACAAGGCUGAGAUCUUCAAAAAAAACUGUGCCUGUAGGCAGCACUUCAAGCCCGCAAACGGAAACAACAACAGUGCAAUCUCCUGCAGAAAGUAAUGAUGAUCGCUCUGAAACCGAGGAAUUCUCCGUUAGUCCUGCUGACAGUGAUUAUGAACCUCCUGAGUCACAGUCGGAGUCAUUGUCAGACAGUGAUUAUGAACCCCCUAAAUCAAAAUCAAAGUCAUCGAGAGACAGUGAUUGUGAACCACCUACAUCAAAAUCGGAGUCAUCGAAAGAGAGUCAUUUUGAACCCCCUAAAUCCCAAUCAGAGUCAUCGAGAGACAAUGAUUUUGAACCCUCUAAGUCACAAUCUGAGUGUAACACUGUCGAUGAUGCUGAUGAUGCCAGCAGCAACGGUGCUUCUGCAGAACCUGCCAGUCCUGACGGAAGUUCCAAGUCUUCAUCCAGUGAGUCCUCCAAGCAGCAAGAACAUAAAGAGAUAAAACUUAAAGUUGGCAUGGCAGUUUUGGCAAAAAGGUCACACAACUUGUGGUGUAAAGGAACAGUACAAGACGUCCAAACAGAAGAUGUAUCAGGUCCAACUGGCCUCACAAUAGACCCUCACUCACCCCUCAUACAUUGA
Molecule: messenger RNA, 2340 nt
Organism: Puntigrus tetrazona (Sumatra barb)
Lineage: Eukaryota; Metazoa; Chordata; Actinopteri; Cypriniformes; Cyprinidae
Product: histone-lysine N-methyltransferase SETDB1-A-like
Exons: 7
Coding region: 295-2340 (681 amino acids)
Source: RefSeq, a predicted model, not a curated record